Lonchura striata (white-rumped munia) is the source of this 3763-nucleotide messenger RNA. The record is from RefSeq and is a predicted model, not a curated record. Lineage: Eukaryota; Metazoa; Chordata; Aves; Passeriformes; Estrildidae.
CAGGAGCCGCCAUGGCGGCGGAGCGGGACCGCGAGCGGGAGCUGCGCUUCUACCGACGGCUGCCCAAAGCGGAACUCCAUGCUCAUUUGAAUGGCUGUAUCAGUACUGCUACUAUGAAGAAACUCAUGGCCCAGAAGCCAAACCUUCAGAUCCAGAAUGGAAUGACUGUGAUUGACAAAGGGAAGAAAAGAACCUUAGAUGAAUGUUUUCAGAUGUUUCAGAUCAUCUAUCAGGUUACCACGAGGACUGAAGAUAUUUUACUGAUAACUAAAGAUGUCAUUAAAGAAUUUGCUGAUGAUGGUGUUAAGUAUCUGGAAUUGAGAAGCACUCCGAGAGAAGAAAAUUCCACAGGUAUGACCAAAAGGAUGUAUGUUGAAACCGUACUUGAGGGUAUAAAGCAGUGUCAAGAGGAGGGCUUGGAUAUAGAUGUAAGGCUCUUAAUAGCAAUAAACAGAAGAGAUGGCCCAGCAGUUGCCAAGCAAACUGUAAAACUUGCUGAAGAGUUCCUGCUUUCCAGUGAUGGGGUUGUAGUAGGACUUGACCUCAGUGGUGAUCCCACUGCAGGACAUGGUCAAGAUUUUUUGGAACCACUCUCUGAAGCAAAAAAAGCAGGUCUGAAGCUGGCACUGCAUCUUUGUGAGAUUCCAAAUCAAGAAGAGGAGACCAAGAUUCUCCUGGGCCUGCCUCCUGACAGAAUUGGACACGGAACAUUUCUCAACUCCACAGCAGCAGGCUCUGAAGAGAUAGUGUCAUUGGUUCAGCAGAAUCAUAUACCUAUUGAAUUUUGCAUGACAUCAAACAUAAAAUCUCAGACAGUGCCUUCCUGUGACAAACACCAUUUUGGAUACUGGUACAGCAUGGGCCAUCCUGCAGUGCUUUGUGUUAAUAAUUGUGGUCUCCAGCUAGUCAUCCAGACCUCAUCAAUACCAGAAAAAACCAAGCCAUUUGAAUUCAGAAUAAAUAAAGAGCAGUCAUCUUUCCACAAUAGGCUUCUGCAGCAUGAUCUGGAAAAAAACUACUCCGGAAGACAAGAUAACACAAAUUUUGGGAGCAGUUCAUCAAUAGCAUUUCCUGUAUUGCAACGUACUGCUGAAGAAAAAAUCCUGAACUCAGACAGACUUACCCUGGAAAGGCAAAAAUUGACAGUGUGCCCGAUUAUUGAUGGGGAAGAUCACCUUCGUCUUUUGAAUUUCCAGCAUAACUUUAUAACUCGUAUCCAAAAUAUUUCUAAUCUUCACCAUCUUGUUUUCUUAGAUUUAUAUGAUAAUCAGAUUGAAGAGAUAAGUGGGGUUUCAACUUUGAGAUCCCUGAGAGUCCUUCUGUUGGGAAAGAACAGAAUAAAGAAGAUCUCAAAUCUGGAGAACCUAAAAAACCUUGAUGUUUUAGAUCUCCAUGGAAAUCAGAUUGCCAAAAUAGAAAACAUUGGUCAUUUAAGUGAACUGAGGGUGUUAAACCUUGCCAGGAACCUCCUCACUGUUGUAGAGAACCUGAAUGGACUGGAUUCACUCACAGAGCUCAACCUCCGUCAUAAUCAAGUCUCUGCUAUAAAAGAUGUGGAUACUUUGCCCUGUCUCCAGCGUCUCUUCCUCAGCUUCAACAAUAUAUAUAGUUUUGAGGAUAUUCUGUGCCUUGCUGAUUCCUCAUCCUUGUCAGAUAUCACCCUUGAUGGCAAUCCAAUAGCUCAGGAGACAUGGUACAAACACACUGUUCUCCAUCAUAUGAUGCAGCUCCGACAGCUAGAUAUGAAGAGAAUCACAGAAGAAGAAAGACGUAUGGCAUCUAUUGCAGCAAGGAAAGAGGAAGAAAGGAAGCGUGAAAGCCAUAGACAGACCUUGCUUAAGGAAAAGAAGCGGUUAACGAUUGGUAACAUUGCUCGGCAGUGGGAGAUCCAGCAGAACCAAGUUGCUCUUGAGGCUUCUUUAAACAAAGAUAAAGAAAAUGAGCCCUGCCAGAUCAAUGGCAGUGAUGCAUAUGUAUUUCCUGAAGAAAGCAGAUCUCUUGAUACAAUCCUGAGCAGUGCAGUACAAGGCUUGUCUGUUCUAGAGUCUCAUUUAGUGGAGGUGGAAGGAGACACUCUUGGCUUGUAUGGUGCUGGGGCACUGGAGUGCCUGGAUCGAAACUGGAGUGUUCAAACAGCUGGCAUUAUUGCCACGGUGUCCUUUAUGUUCAUAGAAUUUGAUGAAAUUGUUCAAGUGUUAGCAAAACUGAAGACAAAAUUUCCUAAUUGUGUGCACCUGAAGUUUAAGGAGACAAAUCUUGUGGCACUGCAGCAGUUCAAUGCACUGGCUGAAAUGCAUCGCAUGGAACAGUUGACAGUUGAUCCUCAGGGAAAUCCAGUUGUCAACUUCACUUUGUGGAAAUACUAUGUUCUGUUCAGACUGAACCAUUUUAAUCUACAGAAGAUAAAUGGAGUGAAGGUCACUGAAAAUGACAUUGUAAAGGCAGAAAGGCUCUUUGGCAUUCUGGCAUAUGUGGCAUCUUCGGAGCUGCCGCAUUAUCGCAUGCUUUCCUUAUUUGGAGAAUCCAGGAGGAAGCAAUUCCAUUAUCUGCUGGAGGGAAAGGGAAAGAAAUCUGGCAUUGGGAGUGAGGAAAGUAGUGAUAACAGAAGAAGUGGAGGGGAAAGCACAGCUCGAGCAACAUUGAAUUACAUGACAAAAGAUUUUCAUAUGGAAAAGCUUGAGGAAAUCAAAGAAAGAAAAACAUUUUGCCAGACUUACAUUGAGAACUUAGUAAAAGAAGCAGCUGACAUCAAUAUGAAAAAUGAGUCGUUGCAGAAGCUCUGGCCUCAGCUGUUCAUUGAACUUGUCAGAGAUGCUGUGAUAGAAAUUCGCAAUAAAAACUCCUACAUGAAACUCUGCCUCCAGCGGAUCACUGAGCAGAAACAGUAGAGCCCAGGCGUGUUUUCUUGCAGGUUUUUGGUUCACUAUUCUCUCAUGUUUUACAAACAUAAGCCAAUAGAAUAUAAAAUUAUCAUCACUAGGGCAGACUUCACUUCCUCCCCCAAAAGGAUGCCUUUAAAUCUUAAUUAACUCUUAAUAGUUUUGAAAUAAAAGUUUAUGUUCAUACUGCUUUUCCAAUGCUUCCUUGGCUAACUGAAGUGAUAGCAAAGAAAUGACUUGGUGAUUGUUUUACUAAGUUCUUGUUUAUUUUUUCUGCUACCCUUGAUUCUGUAGUGCUUACAGCAUUGAUUUUUAGAACAAAUUUACAAAGCUUGCCUUAUUUUUAUUGAACACUUUUCAAUUGUCACUUUUUUCUCUGCUGCUGUUUAAAAAAACCAGGAAUAGUAGCUAAGUUUUUUUAUGACCAGAACCUAAUAAAUUAUUUUACACCCUGAAUUCAAUGAAGACUUAUUAUUGUUGUUUAAUUUGUCAGAUUACAGAACGCUUUCACAUGAGAGUGUUCAGAAUAUUGACAGUCAAUCAGCCUAAUUCUCAACUGAACAAAUUGCCCAAAUAUAAUUUCAAAUGUUUUUUGUUAUUGUUACUAAGGUUGUGUGAAUUGUUAUAGGUAAAAUAUGAUUCCAGGGUAUACUUACUUGAGCUUUAUUUUUAUUUUGUUAAAAUAUGUUAAUAUAAUUUAUUGUUUUUUUGAUUACUAAGUUAUUAACUUCUGAGGUUUGCCAAGAUCAAAUGAGCUAAAAUGCAUGCAUUACAUUUGAUAGGGAGACUGAUAACUACUAUUCAGUUGUAAUUCAUUUUUGUGACUCUGUGAAAAUUUCAUAUUAUCAAUAAAAAUAAAUUAUUCACUUUUACCUUUCACAGAU